Athalia rosae (coleseed sawfly) is the source of this 2320-nucleotide messenger RNA. Its product is annotated as SET domain-containing protein SmydA-8. Bases 485 to 2155 code for a protein of 556 amino acids. The record is from RefSeq and is a predicted model, not a curated record. NCBI's taxonomy places the organism in Eukaryota, Metazoa, Arthropoda, Insecta, Hymenoptera, Athaliidae. Gene Ontology annotation, molecular function: protein binding. The transcript is spliced from 9 exons.
AAUUGUGGUAAGAACGAUUGCAAGCGAAUGGGCUGCGUUGCUAAUUGUCAGUAUUUCCAUAUUGAUAUAUUGAACUUCGUUAAAAACCUUAACACUGCAUGUAUGUAUCUUUAUUACACAUGAGUAUAAGCAUAAGCAUGAUAUUGACCCUAAGGUUUUGGUCACUACUGUACUGCGCUUUUGCCGAAAAUAGUUCGCCAGAACUUUCGAUACCCCGCGCGACGCAGUGAAGCUAUAGAGGAGUAAGGUACAGAAUCUACGAGCGAGAGCAACGAUAAAUUCUAGAGUAAUCCACUGGCAGAGACCGCGUGCGGCUGUGUAUUUAUAAAGUGCGCGAAUAUAUAAAGAACGGCACCUGCGCGAAUUUGACAGUAGUAUCGAAAUCCACACCCCGUACGACGUACCGUCGUUGCAAAACUGUGCGACCUACAUUGAGCAACGUUGCGAUUUAGCACGGAUCUCGUCAAUAGCCAAUAAUAAUAAAAUGUCCAAUUUACCAGAACUUGUGGUGGCGGAGGUGCCUGGAGGGUCAUGCGCAAGCUGUGGGGCAGCAAAUGCGAAAUUUCAAUGUUCCGGAUGUUCGAACGUUUCGUACUGUUCCGAGGAUCAUAGAGCCGAUCACUGGCAGAAGCACAAGAAUGCUUGCAAAUCGUACAAGAUUCUACACAACGAGGAAGUCGGCAGGUACGUCGUUGCUGCUCGGAACUUAAAACCCGGAGAGGAGAUCUGGUCGGAGAAGCCUUUCGUUGUUGGGCCGAAAGCAUCCAGUUACCCGCUGUGUCUCGGAUGUUACUCACCCUGGCCACCGGCGGGUCCCGAAUCUCUCGACCGUCCGCUUUGCUCGAAAUGCCAAUGGCCAGUUUGCGGUCCAGAUUGCGAGGCUUUGCCCUGUCAUAAGGACUACGAGUGUAAGGUGUUGGCGGAGGCGGGGGAGAAGUUCAAUGUUAGCGCGGCUGUCGAAGGCGGUAACGGAAACGGGGUGCUUCAACUUGACUGCGUCACUCCACUCAGACUGCUAAUAGCGUCCGAAAGAGAUGCGGAAAGGUGGAGGAUCGAGGUGAAGAAUAUGGAAGCGCAUAAUCUGAAGAGGGCGGAACAGCCAGCCUGGAAACAAAACCACGUUAACAUUGUAGAAUAUCUACGCUCGCGCUGUAAGCUCGAUAGUAAAUUUUCGGAGGAGGACGUUCACACAGCCUGCGGUAUCCUCGAGGUAAACAGUCACGAGGCUAGAACCCCACUGGGGUACAGUGCCAGGGCUUUAUAUCCGAUUACGGCUAUGUUGAAUCACUCCUGCGUUUCGAACACCAGCCACAGCAUCUCUUUGGAAGAUUACAGCGUUCGAGUGAGAACAACGACGGACGUGCCACGUGGAGCUGAACUUUACGGUAGUUACACACACUCCCUUCAGCCGACGAUUUUAAGACGUGAACAUCUUCGCGAGAGCAAACACUUCGAUUGUGCCUGCAGACGGUGCUCCGAUCCCACGGAACUUGGGACACACAUGUCAUCAUUGAAAUGUAACAAAUGCGACAACGGGAUAAUCGUACCUCUCGAUUCCCUGGAUUCGGAUAGCACAUGGAAGUGCACGCAUUGUCCAUUUACUACAGGGAGCCAGGCCAUCAGGCGAGUACUGAGCAUAAUCCAAGCAGAAAUCGACGCCGCAGAGGAGGUAACAGGAUUCGCGGACGGAGGUGAUGCCAUACAAGUCAGGGAAACGGUCUUCAGGAAGUAUCGUUCCGUUCUCCAUCCGCAACACGCUUUUAAUACGAUGCUCAGAUAUUCCCUGAGCCAGCUGUAUGGACGUUGCGAAGGGUACCUGCUCGACGAUUUGCCGGAUGUUGUUCUAGAGCAUAAAGUAGAUAUCUGCAGAAUGCUACUCCGGGUCCUCGAUGUCGUUGAGCCCGGCUACACUCGGGUCAGAGGAAUGACGUUGUACGAACUCCAUGCGCCGCUACUGUUCCUUGCGAAGAAUCUAUUUCAUGCGGGGGUCAUAGACAACGCCGGACUGAAGAGCAAGAUGAUAGAAGCGGCGGAAAUUCUGAAAGAGGCGGCGAACAUUCUCACGCUUGAAUUUCCUGACACUAUCGAAGGACAGAUCGGCCAGGUUGCUCUACAAUCUUUGCAGCAACUGAACGCAUCCAUUGAAGAGACGUGAAUUUAUGUCAUUUACGCCAUGUAGUGAAUCACUUGAGUAGCCUUUAGCUUAUCUCAAUAUUUAUUCAUAUAUGUAACAUAUACAUGUGUAUAAUAUUAAUAUAUUCAUCGAUAUUUUAUGACUUGUGUUUGUCAGAAAAAUAAAAAUAAUGUGCCAUCACUGUAA